UCGUAUGGAUAGCCCAGGGUUCUGUGAACAGUACUGCACAUACACAGCCAUGGACAAUGCUUCGAAGGAAAUAAUUUCCAUGGUGAACAUUGACAAGCGGGAGACUAACAGAAAUUCUGUUAUUAUGGAGAAGGAGGGUUUUGUCCGUACCCUGGAGACACUUGGAGAAGAGCUGAAUGUGACCGAAGUCUGCACAGAUGCACACAGCCAAAUAGCAGCACUUUUUAAUAAAGGGCUGUUCAAAGACAGUGGCAUCCACCAUUCUUGGGACAUCUGGCAUGGGUCAAAGAACCUCAACAAGAAGCUUGUUGCGGCAGGGCAGCAAAAGGGAUGUUCGGACUUGCUAGCAUGGAGCAGAGACAUUUGCAAUCAUUUCUGGCAUUGCUGCAAGACUGCAAAUUCCUAUUCGCAGUUUAUGGACAUGUGGUUGGGACUACUGCACCAUGUCAUCGGAGAGCAUGAGUGGUCCCUUGAUUCCUGUGACCAUGGCCCCUUGGGGGAGACCAGAGUUACCUGUGACCAUGGCCCUUUGGAGGACAGCAGAGACAAGGACUGGAUGGAGGCAGACGGUUUGGCACACCAGAGACUGAGAGAAAUUGUUCUCGACGCACGCUGGCUGAAGAACAUUGACAAAUAUCUUCACUUCAGGUCAACGGCAGACUUGGAGUCCUUCCACAACCACAUCCUCAUGUACGCGAGCAAACGCUACAGCUUUUCCCCUCCCGUCUAUGAAGCGCGGACGUUAUUUGCUGACCUGGACUACAACCAUCACCUCAACAGACCAGCUAAGAGAAAGGCGGACGGCUCAAUUCAGUACGGCAAGUUGUACAACAAAAGGUCCAGGACCUGGAGGCUGCAUACAGUGAAGGUUGAGAAGGACUAUAGCUACAUUACUGACCUACAGAGAACCAUUCUGCGUCGAAGACUGGCUGCCGCAAGAGGGAUGGCUGACACCAAACCCUCAAGACCUGAUGAUCCAAGAAGACUUGGCCCUCUCUGUGGUGUCCCUGCCCCAACUACCCAGGAGCUGCUACAGAAGCAAGUCAGCCGAGGGCUUGCACAAACUCCUCCGCCAACAGGCUCUUGAGUUGUUCAAGUACCCUUUUCUGUGUGAUGGUUAUUACUGUAAAUAUGUAUAUAUUUUAAUUUGUAAUAUAUUGUUUCAAUUGUCCAU
Engraulis encrasicolus (European anchovy) is the source of this 1174-nucleotide messenger RNA. RefSeq lists its product as uncharacterized. Lineage: Eukaryota; Metazoa; Chordata; Actinopteri; Clupeiformes; Engraulidae. The record is from RefSeq and is a predicted model, not a curated record. The transcript has 7 exons. Bases 5 to 1087 code for a protein of 360 amino acids.